Messenger RNA from Trichoderma breve, 414 nucleotides. RefSeq lists its product as uncharacterized. The transcript is spliced from 2 exons. NCBI's taxonomy places the organism in Eukaryota, Fungi, Ascomycota, Sordariomycetes, Hypocreales, Hypocreaceae. The record is from RefSeq and is a predicted model, not a curated record. Bases 1 to 414 code for a protein of 137 amino acids.
AUGCCUCUUAUCUCUGCGUCCACCUGGAACUCCCUCGGGCUUAGCGUCGCGGCUACUUUCGCGAUUCUCGGCUCGAGCGCUUUGUUCGACAAGAAGCGCACUGCUGAGCUAUUUAGCCUUGAGCCGCUGUCGACGAGUGAUGAGAAGCCUAAAGAUGGCGGUGCUAAUAGUUCCAGCCUUGUGGGCUUGUUAGUUGGUUCUCGCGAUCUUACCAUGGCGGCUACGUUGUUUGCGCUGCAUCGGGCUGGGCAGACGGAUGCGAUGGGCACUGUUAUACUGAGUUCGAUGAUUAUUUGUGCGGCGGAUGUUUAUAUUGUGUGGAAGGGGAAGAAACGGGCUGAGACUGCUAUGUUUGCUGUGGGUGCGGGUAUUUGGGCGGCUAUAGGAUUUGGUCUGAAGGGCUAUUUUGACUGA